CAUGGGUGGCACGCAAAGGGGCAUUUAUCGUGAAAAGGAGGGUUGGGGGCGGGGACUAAAGGUCGACAUUUCCUGCUGGGUCUAAUGAGGAGCUUUUGGUGGUUUAUGAGCAAGUGCAAAGGUGCGGACUGAGGUAGAUGCUACGUGGCAGUCGUCGGUGACACAUCUCCCUCUCAUUCUGCUCCUUGACUCUUCGAGUUGUGGAUGGAAUUCCGAUAACGCCUUUUUAGCCAGUGGCAGUCACAGUGAUUUGGCAGUGCUCACUGGUGGCUUGGAUAUACGGGAACAUUGUUUACAACAGUGAAUUAACUUGUUUUUUUCUACUUCAUAGUGGUGUAUUGUGUUGGCGUGGACUUGGAAAACGAGUGCAUCCUAUAUUGAUAUAGGGAAAUUGAACAUUGUGCUUUGGGCCCUUUUGCUGUAUGGUCCUUCCCUUGUGACUUAGUGGGUAAUGAUUCCCAUUCAGUGAUUACUUGGACUUAUAGUUAAAACAUUUUAGUGGUAUAACAGUUCUUCGAAAAACAUUAGAGGACUUGAGCAUCAACAAUAAUGUUGAAUUACUUUGGUUGUAGUGCUGCGGACCCUCGAAUGUGGUCCCGUGAGGAUGUGUCUGCUUUCCUCAGGUGGUUUGAGCGCGAGUUCGAAUUGCCUUCCAUUGAUCUCUCAAAAUUUUGUAUGAAUGGAAAAGCCCUUUGUAUGUUGAAUAAGUCUGAUCUGGCUGACCGUGCUCCAGGUGCAGGGGACAUCUUGCAUAACACACUACAGUUCCUCCUCCGGGAUGCUCCUCAGGUUCCCCAGUCACCCAUCACUCCCCAUCACCCUCUCCUUUCUCCAUCUCCUCUCACUUCAGGUCCAGGACAGCCAUGGCCCAUCAUGAACCCAGAAAUGCACACAAGCUUCAGUCACUUUUUACACCAGGGCGGGUCUGUCACACUCAGUCCAGCACCUUCUGAACAGAGUGGAGGCUCUCCUCGUCACCCUGAUACAGCCUCAUCCACCUCCUCUACAUCUACAGCAGCUUACCAUCACUCCUCAGCUGCCUCCACUGGAUCAGCACACUCUGGAAGCCAGUCUGAUUCAGAGGACUCUACCAGAGACUCUUCCUCUCCUCAGCGGUCCCCUCUACCACCAAGCAGCACAGCUGCUGUUUCAUCAUUCCCUGCUCAUGCUUUAGCUUCCCUAAAACACCUUAGUGACUAUCAGCGAGCUGCCGCAGCAGCGGCCGCUGCUGCUGCAGCUGCAGCUCAGAGUGCUUCUUCCCAUCAAGAAAAUCUCCAACAUCAACAGCAUCAGCAUCAACACCAGUCGCAAUCACAGCCCCAGCCACAGCAAGGACCCACAGGACCAAGUGAAGAACCUGUAGAAACUGGAACUAAUGGGCGUCUUCUCUGGGAUUUCUUGCAGCAGUUACUAAAUGACCCACAACAACGAUAUUCGCGUUACAUUGCAUGGAAGAACAGGGAGACUGGAGUGUUCAAAAUUGUAGAUCCUCCAGGUUUAGCUCGGUUAUGGGGCAUACAGAAGAACCACUUAAGUAUGAAUUAUGACAAAAUGUCCAGAGCCCUUCGAUAUUAUUACAGAGUAAACAUUCUCCGCAAAGUACAGGGUGAACGCCACUGUUAUCAAUUCCUUAGAAAUCCUUCAGAACUCAAAAGCAUUAAGAACAUUAGUAUGUUACGUACAGCACCUCCACAGUCUCCACGCAACAAGGAUGCACCAUCAGCAGUACAGCCAGCACCUAUGGAAGAAGAGGAGGGACCUACAGACCUAUCCAUGUCUUCCAUCCAUCACCAGUAUCAUAGCCAACCACCUGCCCCCAUGGACACUCAACCCCAGAAUCUAAAGCGGGAGCCACACAGUCUCUCUGUCAGUAUCAAAACUGAAGAGUACCUAGAGCACAGUUACGAGUAGCCAUUAGUACUAUGAUACUUGUGGUAUUACUUGAAUAGCCCAACCUGACCUAACCUAAUCCAAAGCAACCAUAUAAUGGACAUCAUUGCCAUAAAGUGUAGGGUCAGGUCUGCUGCUCUCGGCCCGUGCCCUCCUCUUGCCAAUUCUGCUGUGACGGUGGUUUUGGCAGUGGUGGUAAUGGGCGGUGGUGGCUGUGAGGGUGAUGCAACAAUGCAUCACCCAAGGGCAUUGUUGGAGCUUGGCCUUGUCAUGGUAAGCUGUAAUGCCAUGGAAUCCCAUGAAGGUGAAUAUCAACACCAGGGAAAGGGUCGCUGGCCACCGGCUCCGUGCCUUGCUCAGGUUGGCAGUGACAUACGUGUCCAGUGGGAUGCCUCGUUCAUCUGCCUACCACCUUCACUGUGGCUCACUGUGAUAAAUAAUGUACACUCCCUUUUAAUUUUUCUUUUUUGUUAUUUUUUUUACUCCUCGACUUCAGGCUAGAACUCAGUCUAACUGCCAUUUAAUUCUCCAUAUGUACAAAGUUAUUUACUUUAAGAAUUCGUGUCAGACUAGUAACACUGGUUCCUCCUUGGCAUCUGCCUGGCGUGGUCUUGGUUUCCUUGGGCCUGGGAGUUUCUUGGCUGUACAGUCCUUGGCAUAUAUGACGUUACAGUGUUUUACAUAGUGUCGCCUUCUCUCGUAGUUGUUGUGAUAUAACAUCAUUCCGAACUCAUCGUAGGCUUGGUCAUUCAAGCAAGUGUGUGUGUGUGUAUGGGUAGAUGGGCCUUAACUUUCAUCCUUAUUCUCCCUGGGAAUAUUUGUGAAGGUCUUGGGCCACCGCUGGGAAGUAGAGUUGCCAAAUACCACUUGAAGCUCCCUCGUCCCCACCAGUCACGUUUCCUGGAGAUAUAUGUAGACUUCAUGUUUUAUGUGAUUUUUGUCUUUCAAACCAUUGAUCACUUUUAUCAUUUUAUGUUUUAGAAACCAAGAUUACAAAUUGUACACCUCACAUUUUCUUAACUACACCAUAUGCAUAUAGAUAUAUAUUAUAACUGUAUAAAGUUGUAUUUAUAAAAUAAACUUGUUUUGUACA
Molecule: messenger RNA, 2983 nt
Organism: Macrobrachium nipponense
Lineage: Eukaryota; Metazoa; Arthropoda; Malacostraca; Decapoda; Palaemonidae
Product: ets DNA-binding protein pokkuri-like
Exons: 3
Coding region: 550-1911 (453 amino acids)
Biological process (GO): regulation of transcription by RNA polymerase II; cell differentiation
Cellular component (GO): nucleus
Molecular function (GO): sequence-specific DNA binding; DNA-binding transcription factor activity, RNA polymerase II-specific
Source: RefSeq, a predicted model, not a curated record